UGAGAGAGGGCACUAAGCUUGUGAAAUCAACUCCUCCUCCAGCUUUUAGAGAAUAUCCCUGACACUGUACAAACAAGAUGUCGACAUGUUGAUGAUAGGCAUAUCACAGUCCCAUUUCAUUUCGACUGAUUUUGACAGAGUUACUGCCCCUGUUUUACGGAGCUUCAUUUGCCUUAUUGUGAGAGAGGGCACUAAGCUUGUGAAAUCAACUCCUACAGUUUCUAGAGAAUAUCCCUGACACUCUACACACAAGAUGUCGACAUGUUAAUGAUACACAUAUUGCAGUUCUGUUUCAUUUCGACUAAUUUUGAGAGAGUUACUGCCCCUGUUUUACGGAGCUUCAUGAAAUCUACUCCUCCAGUUUUCAGAGAAUAUCACAAUAUCUAACUAUAACUAUAACUAUAGUUAGUUUCCUUGUAUAAGGCUUUUGUGGGUGAGCUACAUCCUUAUGGCAUUAGCAUUCAGACUGGAGUACUCCCAACAAAACGUUCUGCACAAUUUGUUUCAAAUGCAGUGCCAUCUACUGUUGUUAUUUCAUAAAAUACAAAGAAAAUAUAAACUUGUUAAAAAAAUUCAUGCGGGGGAUGUUGUGCUCUCAGAGCACUCUUGUUCUCCUUCCAACUUUCUCUCUACCCUGUUUUCUCCUUCAUUUUCAUUUCUCUCCAUCAACCUCCUCUCCACCCUUUUUUCUCCUUUCAUUCUCAAUUCUCUAUCCACCCUUUUUAUCCUUCAUUCUCAAUUCUCCUUCCAACUUCCUCUCCACCCCGGUGAUUUUAUCAAUACAACUUCCUUUCAGAUUGUAACAUGUAAGGAAAUGUAAAAUCAAAUGACAAAUGUUAUCUUUAUAUUCCCAAAGAUCGAACACGCAAUCUUCGUAUCUGUAGCCCAGUGAGUGUACCUCAAGGCUACAUAGGCGCUGAUAAAUCGUAAUGAUUUUUAGAAUGUCUUUUUCAAGAACCGUAAGCUAGCAACAAAGAUUUUACGCCUGUUUCCUAAGGUUACUACCACUCCUGAUAUGUUGCUUACUGAUGUUCUUCUAGUAUAUGAUAUGGACACAGCCUCUCCUCAAGUGCUGCUUUGUGAUGUUCUUCUAGUAUAUGAUAUGGACACAGCCUCUCCUGAAGUGCUGCAUAGUGAUAUUCUUCUAGUAUAUGAUAUGGACACAGCCAUUACUGAAAUGCUGCUUAGUGAUGUUGUUCUUGUAUAGGAUAUGGACACAGCCACUCCUAAAGUGCUGCUUAGUGAUGUUCUUCAAGUAUAUGAUAUGGACACAGCCAUUACUGAAGUGCUGCUUAGUGAUGUUGUUCUUGUAUAGGAUAUGGACACAGCCACUGCUGAAUCGCUGCUGGGUGAUGUUCUGCUAGUAUAGGAUAUGGACACAGCCACUCCUGAAGUGCUGCUAGUGAUGUUCUAGUAUAUGAAAUGAACACAGCCGCUCCUGAAGUCCUGCUUAGUGAUGUUUCUCUAGUAUAUGAUAUGGACACAGCCGCUCCUGAAGUCCUGCUUAGUGAUGUUCCUCUAGUAAAUGAUAUGGACACAGCCACUGCUGAAGUGCUGCUAGUGAUGUUCUUCUAGUAUAUGAAAUGGACACAGCCGCUCCUGAAGUCCUGCUUAGUGAUGUUCCUCUAGUAUAUGAUAUGGACACAGCCACUCCUGAAGUGCUGCUAGUGAUGUUCUAGUAUAUGAAAUGGACACAGCCGCUCCUGAAGUCCUGCUUAGUGAUGUUCCUCUAGUAUAUGAUAUGGACACAGCCGCUCCUGAAGUCCUGCUUAGUGAUGUUCCUCUAGUAUAUGAUAUGGACACAGCCACUGCUGAAGUGCUGCUAGUGAUGUUCUUCUAGUAUAUGAAAUGGACACAGCCGCUCCUGAAGUCCUGCUUAGUGAUGUUCCUCUAGUAUAUGAUAUGGACACAGCCGCUCCUGAAGUGCUGCUUAGUGAUGUUCCUCUAGUAUAUGAUAUGGACACAGCCGCUCCUGAAGUCCUGCUUAGUGAUGUUCCUCUAGUAUAUGAUAUAGACACAGCCACUCCUGAAGUGCUGCUAGUGAUGUUCUUCUAGUAUAUGAAAUGGACACAGCCGCUCCUGAAGUCCUGCUUAGUGAUGUUCCUCUAGUAUAUGAUAUGGACAGAGCCACAUCUGAAGUGCUGCUAGUGAUGUUCUAGUAUAGGAUAUGGACACAGCCACUCCUGAAGUGCUGCUGGGUGAUGUUCUGCUAGUAUAUGAUAUGGACACAGCCACUGCUGAAGGGCUGCUUUGUGAUGUUGUUCUUGUAUAGGAUAUGGACACAGCCGCUCCUGAAGUGCUGCUAAGUGAUGUUGGUCUAGUAUAGGAUAUGGACACAGCCACUCCUGAAGGGCUGCUUAGUGAUGUUGGUCUAGUAUAUGAUAUGGACACAGCCGCUCCUGAAGUGCUGCUUCGUGAUGUUGUUCUUGUAUAGGAUAUGGACACAGCCACUGCUGAAGUGCUGCUUCGUGAUGUUCUUCUCUUCAGGUGACUUCCUGGCCGCUGUGUGUGGGACGUUGAUGUCAUGCACUUGGGGAUCCACACCAAUGCUGUUCCUGUGUCGGGCGCUGGCCAAUAUCCCCGCAACACCCAUCCUUACUCCACGCAUUUUAACACUCAUCAAGGAUAUGUUGACAACACUGAUGACAACCAUGGAGCCACUACAGAAGGGUGCAAUUCAGUGCUUCCUGCUCAAGGCCAUUUUACGCCUGACUGACAAGACACAAGUAACAGUGGAGGAUUUUGCAUCCAUUCUUGCGGUAUUUGAGCGCAAUGAGAGCUUACAAAGGGGAACAACUCAGUGGGUAGAGGCUAGUGUAUGGCUUCAGGAGGCUGCAACAGAGGCUGAUGAGCAGUGGAGCCAGGCAUAUAUCCAACAAGCUGUCAACAACAUGAUCCAUGACUUCCUGAUUGACCCUGCAGAAUCAGGAAUGUUCAAUUCUUUGAUGAUGACGAAGAUUGUCCGUCUGCUUGUCAUUGCCAUGGAUGCUGGCAUAUUUAAACAAAUACAAAGAGAAGAUAGUAUUGGCCUUGACUUCAUGUUAGGUCAGAUCACAGAUGUCAUCAGAAGUAUUAACUCCCAUCCCUAUAUGACAAAGGUGAAGGCUGAUCGUGCUGUCAGUCUUCUGGCUACCUUGGCAACCGAACACUCCAGUGCUUCAGGAGGUGUGUGUGAGUGUGACCAGAGUGUGCAGGAGGCAGUGGAGGGGUGCUGGCAGGAGCUGGUGGUGUACAUUGGUAACAGAGUCACACAGGACAUCACAGAGAUGGAUGACCUGGUAUUGCUGGAUAUGUACACAGGCUGCAUGGAGAGGUGCCUCAAAUACCUGCCCCCGGACAUGAGGUGUCAGUCUCUCUUUAGCCUCGUCACCACCUGCGUUAGCAAGCUACAGCAUCUACAGGCCUUGCCCCAGGUAUAUCUGGAGAGUCAGAUCCAGACUGUGUCAUUACUGUGUCUGCUGGCUGCAGUGUCAGACAUAGUUGAUAGUUUCCAGCCCUCAGACACAAUGGCAGACAUCACAGAAACAAUCCUGGAAUUCACUGUGUCCAUGACAAUGAUCCCAUCAUUUACUAAACAAGCAUCAAAAACAAGCAAUAGUGAGUCGAGGAUUUCCCAGAAGGACUGGGGCAGGGUCGUAUCUAGAUAUAUCUCCAGUCAGUGGCAGUGCAUGUAUUUCCUUCUGAAGAGGUCCCCCGGACGACUGUCAGCCACUCAACUCCUAGAGACUUGCUAUGAUGCAUUUGAUGUUGGCACGAGGGACUCGGACAUCCAGGUUCUCCAUUGUGUACAGUGUCUCCUGUCCGAGCUGGUGACCGUGGAACCAGACACAGUGUGCAAGAUGCUGCAUGUAGCAUGGGUCAAGGCUAGUGAGGAGCUACACACUGCUUCCUACUGGCGGAAACUGUCCUGUGUUGUCAAACUGUUAACACAGAGUCCACUGCUGCUGGCAGGCCAUGGCUCCCAGGUCAACGAGUGUCUGCUGAAGCACAUGGGUCUGCUUUUCAAGCUGGGAGAAGAAAAGAUGGGUGUGGCCAACAUGCUGAUAGAACAUCUUUACCCACAUCUCGUCUCAGAUGAUCAUGGCAUACAGAUUGCCAACAAUUUCCGCUCCAUCCUAGCAGAUGCAUGUAUGUUUGGUGGCAUGCACCACAGAACUGACAGACUAAUUUUGGAUGUGACAUACUACAUUGAGAACCAGGGCAAGAUGUUGUCAGUGAAUGAUGUUAUGCCAAGAUUCUCAAAGGGUGAUGGCAUUGUUCGUGUAUUUGCCAUCAAUUUUCUGUCACACCUAGACCCAAAUGAAGCAUCUCAUGCAGACUUUGCCCAGGCAUUGACCCUUGACCUCUGUGCCCGGCAUGAUGCACUCAUGGAGUUGGCUGAGUACCGUCAAUUCAACAACUCACUCUGUCACAGACAGAAGAACAGGAUCUUUCAGGCAAUUUGUGUACUGGAACCAUUCAUAAAAGAGGGAGACAGUCUCCAGGCACUGUGGCAGUUUGUCUGGAAAUGCCUGGUGAAUGAGGCUCAUGCAUCAGUUCGACACAUGCAGGAAUGGGUUUUGAUGCGGUUGGUGCUCAGGUUUCCCGACAUGGUUGGACGAAUGUGGGAGCACUUCAAUCAGUUCAACGACAAGAGGAACCUCAGUCUAUGUUCUUUAAUGCACGUUCUGUCUCGGUGUGGACCUCACCUUCCCAAAGACUUGCAGAACGAUUUCUAUGGCCAGGCCCUGCCGCUCCUGUUGCCGUGGUGUAUGGCCCAUCACUUCAACACCCGCGUCCAUGCCCAGGCCAGUCUCACCACGCUCUGGAACCAGUGUCACAAGCUCAACCUAAACAACCUCAUAAGCCACCAUUCCAUCAUCAACAGCAUCGUCACUUUCCAGGAAAACAACAACAACUCAACAAAGAACUUGCAGAAGCUAAUCGGGAACUAUUUCUACCAGACAUUUGACUUUGUGGAGGACUACAGCAUGGAGACAAUAUUUCUCACCUUACCAAGGCUGUCUUGCUUAAUCGAUGAAGAGUGGCUGCGUCCAGAUACAUUCCAUCGCUGGGACAUUUUCAAGUCACCUGACUUGCAACGAUGUGUGCCCCUGUACAAUGCAUCUUCCAGACUUAGAGAAUGUGUUCCCGGGCCAUGGAAGAUAAGACCACCUGUAUCAGACACUGACUGUGCAGAUGAAGAGGUGACGGAGGGCAAUGUACAGAAGAAGAUAAUGCCAUGGCGUUUGAUGACACCAGAUGAAGAUUCCCACCCAGACAACAAGAUGAAUUUGAAGAAAGUUCACAAAGCUGGAGGACUUAUCCUAGUCACUUCACUUAUUGACAAGUUACCCAACUUGGGAGGUCUCUGCCGUACAAGUGAGAUCUUCGGAGUGUCAGAGUUCAUUAUUGGGAAUCUUUGCUUCAUUGAAGACCGGGCCUUCCAGUCACUAAGUGUUACAGCACACAAGUGGAUUCCUAUCACUGAGGUGCCUGGCCACAGAUUGCAGGAGUUCCUGCAGGCUAAGCGUAGGGACGGGUACACACUAGUUGGCGCAGAGCAGACAGCUAACAGCGUGUGUCUCACACAGUACAAGUUCCCCCAAAAGACCUUACUGCUACUAGGAAAUGAGAAAGAGGGCAUUCCAGUCAACCUGAUCCAGCUGCUGGAUGUCUGUGUGGAGAUCCCCCAGCAGGGCAUCAUCCGCUCUCUCAACGUCCACGUAAGUGGGGCCCUGCUUGUGUGGGAGUAUGCCCGGCAGCAGAUGGAUGCAGCCACGGCAACCUUGUAGCCAGACUACACAUGAUGUCAGUCAACGUCCACAUGAGUGGGGCCCUGCUUGUGUGGGAGUAUGCCCGGCAGCAGAUGGAUGCAGCCACGGCAACCUUGUAGCCAGACUACACAUGAUGUCAGUCAACGUCCACAUGAGUGGGGCCCUGCUUGUGUGGGAGUAUGCCCCGGCAGCAGAUGGAUGCAGCCACGGCAACCUUGUAGCCAGACUACACAUUAUGUCAGUCAAUGUCCACAUGAGUGGGGCCCUGCUUGUGUGGGAGUAUGGCCGGCAGCAGAUGGAUGCAGCCACGGCAACCUUGUAGCCAGACUACACAUGAAGUCAGUUAAUUGAUGCCCUGAGUGAGAUACAGUGAGGACUACUUCCCUGUCUAGAGGCCCGAUGUGUGCAGGUGAUGCCCCAGCAAUGAUAUCCUGGACAGAAGUGUUCCUUCUGACAAUAUGUACUGAAUGAGUAGAUGCUGGUGUAUGCUGCAGCCUGCAGCCUGCAGUUUUAUAAUUAAAUCAUGACAACAGUAUAUUUGACCACAGUCUUGAAUGGUGGUGGUAUUGUUUUUGUACAAGCACAUUUAAAGUUGUAUCAAUAUUUGAAAAAAUGGACUACAUGUUGCUAUUUAUGGUUUUCUGAGCUGGUAGGAAGCUAAACUUGCACAUGCACAACAUAAGCCAUCAUACAGCCUAUCAGAUGUGAAACACUUCCAGUUUUCUAACUUGCAAUAGCACAGACUGGUGUCCAGAAUAUUCACAGCACCUGCAGAGUACCUGGUGAAGCCACCAGUUGCAUCAACAAUUCUCCUGUACAUAGCAGAGUGAACCAUGCGAUGGAGGUAGACCUUGGUGUUGAGGUGCCAUGGCAUUGUACAAUGGCAGCACAAUGGUUGACUCAUGUGUAGGACCAUGGUGAGUCAUGAUGUUAUGAUGGUUUAGGAUGUGCUGUACAAGUCAAGCAUUAUGGGGACUGGAGUAGUCUUGCUAAAAGAUGUAUCAUUGGUGUCAAGCAGAAGACUGCAAAAUGUGUGAUCUGAUGACUGAUGCUAUUGCCUGGGCCAGUAUUGUUGAUGAUGAGUACAACCUGCUGGUUCAGACCAACUGCACCCCAUAUACUGAUGAUUGGACCACUCCAUGAAUCACUCUCGGCAACACAAGCAUCACAUGCUCCUCCUCCUUACCCUCAGGCAAACACAUCAUGGGAGGUUUUAACGAUGUAAGGGUCAGCAUGCACUAGUCGGCAGUUUGUCCCUUGCCUGGUGAGGAGGGGAUGCGGGAAAUCGGACAUACUCAUGGAAUUCUAAGAAACCCAACUACAUGCAGUAGUCUGAUAAGGUCAAGAGUAAGAUCAUCCUGAUCACCACUGCACUGGACGAGGUACCUGGUUGUCUUGUAGAAUUACCUUUUUAGGAAUGUGGCCAGCACUGUUAGAAAGUAAAUGCAUGUAAACCAGAACAAGCUGCGCAUAAGGGAGUGGGGAGUUGAGAGCUUAAGUCUUGAUGUGAAGACCUGCAAGAAUAAAACGUCCAGGAACCUAA
This is a messenger RNA of Haliotis rufescens (red abalone), 7299 nucleotides long. Its product is annotated as probable methyltransferase TARBP1. Bases 2379 to 5774 code for a protein of 1131 amino acids. Gene Ontology annotation, molecular function: tRNA (guanine) methyltransferase activity; RNA binding. NCBI's taxonomy places the organism in Eukaryota, Metazoa, Mollusca, Gastropoda, Lepetellida, Haliotidae. Gene Ontology annotation, biological process: tRNA methylation. The transcript has 22 exons. The record is from RefSeq and is a predicted model, not a curated record.